CCAGGAGAAUGGACUCUUCCUCCACCUCAGCUCAGAGCACAGGGACGAUUUGGGACAUGUCUUUCCCAAUAGAACUUCAAAUCUCUGAAGACAAGGGCAUGUGCUGGAGUGUUGGUACUCACGGCCUUGAUCUAGGGACUACAAAGCUGGAACACAGUAACUCUAUGCAUGGAAAGUUGUCACUUGUUACACACUAAGAGGCUGUCAGUUCAUGAAAAUUCACUUCCAUGUGUAUUUUUGUUUUCCCUGACAGUGACCACGGAUGAACUCUUAAAAGAAGCAACCAGAUGUCCCAUCUGCACAGCUUACUUAGAAAAGCCAAUGUCCUUGGAGUGUGAAUGCGUCUUCUGCCUCAGCUGCACCAAUUCACUGCAGAAAGAGCCCCAAGGGGAAGGUGUCUUGUGUCCCUUCUGCCUGGUGGCUUCUCAGAAAAACAACAUCAGGCUCAAUCGGCAGCUGGGGAGUCUGGUUUCCCACAUUAAGGAACUGGAGCCCAAGCUGAAAAAGAUUCUGAAGAUGAACCCAAGAAUGCGGAAGUGCCAAGUGGAGGUGACCUUGGAUGUUGACACAGCUCACAACCUCCUCCUCAUUUCUGAAGACCUCAGGAGCGUCCGAUGUGGGAGGAUCCAUCAGAAUCGGCCAAACAGUGCUGAGAGAUUCAACUUGGCAGGUGCUGUCCUGGGCUCCCCUGGUUUCACCUCUGGCCGCCACUACUGGGAGGUGGACCUAGGAACAAGCACAGAAUGGAAUCUGGGAGUCUGCAGAGAAUCUGCCAGCCGCAAAGGGAACAUCCAAAUGACCACAGAGCAUGGAUUCUGGAUUGUGAGUUUGAGGGCUGAGGGCUUCCACUUUGCUAACACAAGCCCUCCAACACCCCUCUGGGUGAACCCCAAUUUACAGCGAAUGGGGAUUUUUAUGGAUAGAGGCAUGGGAGACAUCUCCUUUUACCACCUUGGAGAUGGAUCCCACAUCUAUACAUUCACGAAAGUUUUUCCUGAGGAGCCACUGCGCCCAUAUUUUGCUCCUUCCACCCUCCCAGAUCAGGGUGUCCUGAGUGUCUGUCCUGUGAUAAACCCAGGCACUGCCCAUCCUCUAGUCCAUCCUGGGGAGGGCAAAUAAACCCCCACUGCAUAGAAACAGGUUCGGGAAAUUAAAUUAUUUGGUGGGUAGACCUAGGAAGUUUCUGUUGGGUAUAUAUAUUUUACAAAAUCAUGGCACAAAAAUAUAGACCAUUCCAUGAUGUAGUUAACUUCAUAGAUUCAUUAGGAUAAAAGCUGAGUUUUAAAUAUUGAUUAUUGUCACCAUCAAACGUGUGAGUUUUGUGUUUAUAUUUUGUUUCCUAAUGAUAUGUAUUGUAUUCUUAAAUUCCAAAUGCUUUACCUUUUAUUUCUGUAAGUUCAGCUUGAUG
Molecule: messenger RNA, 1408 nt
Organism: Macaca mulatta (Rhesus monkey)
Lineage: Eukaryota; Metazoa; Chordata; Mammalia; Primates; Cercopithecidae
Product: ret finger protein-like 2
Molecular function (GO): protein binding
Source: RefSeq, a predicted model, not a curated record